GCAGCGACUGCCAAGCGAGGCGGAUGGCCUAAAACGAAACGGGCUGGCGAGGCGUAUUACCAGUGAACCGGUUAACUGAUUACCGAUUAUCCAUUACCCAUUUUACACGAGAUACCCGAUUCCAAAACGCGCGCGUCCAACUACUUCUAUUCAAAUUUAUUUAUUUUUGUUUCUGUUUACUCAAUGUGUUUUCGAGGCCUAAAUGAAAGUGCAGAAAGGCAAGUGACUGUGAAUGCGAACGUGUCGUCGGCACAGAGAGAAAAUAUCACCAUAAUCGUGUGCGUAAAUAGUGAAUGCCAAAAUCGAAUAAAAGUGCCCGAAUAACUCAAUGAAAUGCAGUGACAGCGGCAAAUUGGAAACAAAAACGCUAAGGACCGCCCAAAGAUAUUAAAAGAAAGGGAAUCCUUUCCCAAAUCCAAAAGUAAACCUAUCCCAAAAUCAUGGUUGUAGUUCCCGCUCUUGGCGCCGCCGCGGUUUCCGUGGGCGGACUGCUCUUCAAGGCGAGUGCCGCCUCCAAGGCGGCAGCGGCAGCGGGCGUGGCAGCGGCAGGUGCCUCCAAACUGGGUUUGGCCAUCGCCGGUGCUAUCAAGCUGGCCACCGCUGUGAUCGGCGUCGGCAAGCUGACCAUCCUGCCCUUCCUGAUAGCGGCCAUAGCCUACUAUAAUUACGAUCUCUUCGAUCCGGAGAAUCGACCCUUUAAUGUCCAGCAAGUGGACCUUGCCUACGACUUCAUCAUCAUCGGUGGAGGUUCGGCUGGCACUGUUCUGGCCUCCAGACUCUCGGAGAUUCCACACUGGAAGAUCCUGCUCCUGGAAGCGGGAGGUCAUGAGACGGAAAUCUCGGAUGUUCCACUGCUGUCGCUCUAUUUGCAUAAAAGCAAAAUGGACUGGAAAUAUCGCACUCAACCACAACCAACUGCCUGUCAGGCGAUGAAGGACAAGCGAUGCUGUUGGACCAGAGGAAAGGUUUUGGGCGGCAGUUCCGUGCUGAACACCAUGCUCUAUAUCCGGGGAAAUAAAAGGGAUUUCGAUCAAUGGGCUGACUUUGGAAAUCCAGGAUGGUCCUACGAGGAGAUCCUUCCCUAUUUCAGGAAGUCUGAGGAUCAGAGGAAUCCCUACUUGGCCAGGAACAAGCGCUACCAUGGAACAGGUGGCCUUUGGACGGUGCAGGAUUCCCCCUACAACACACCAAUUGGACCGGCUUUCCUUCAAGCUGGCGAGGAAAUGGGCUACGACAUUGUGGACGUGAAUGGAGAACAGCAGACGGGCUUCGGUUUCUACCAGUUCAACAUGCGACGCGGUUCCCGCAGCUCGACGGCCAAGUCAUUUCUGCGACCAGCUCGCCUGAGAUCCAAUCUCCACGUGGCUUUAUUUUCGCAUGUGACCAAGGUCCUAACCGAUCCCCACACAAAACGAGCGACGGGGGUUCAGUUUAUCCGCGACGGAAGGUUGCAAAAUGUCUACGCCACCAGGGAGGUGAUCCUAUCGGCGGGUGCCAUCGGAUCACCCCAUCUAAUGAUGCUCUCGGGCAUCGGACAUGGUGAGGAGUUGGCCAGAGUGGGCAUCCCGUUGGUGCAACAUCUUCCCGGAGUUGGACAGAAUCUACAGGAUCACAUUGCCGUGGGCGGAAUAGCCUUUCUCAUCGACUAUCCCAUUUCGAUUGUGAUGAAGAGGAUGGUGAAUAUAAAUACAGCUCUGCGAUAUGCCAUCACCGAGGAUGGACCCUUGACCUCCAGCAUUGGUUUGGAGGCGGUGGCUUUCAUUAAUACAAAGUAUGCGAAUGCCAGUGAUGAUUGGCCCGAUAUGAACUUCAUGAUGACCUCGGCAUCGGUGAUGUCCGAUGGCGGCAGUCAGGUGAAGACCGCCCAUGGACUAACCGAUGAAUUUUAUCAGGAGGUUUUCGGCGAGGUGAACAAUCGCGAUGUCUUCGGGGUGUUUCCCAUGAUGCUGAGACCCAAAAGCAGGGGUUACAUUAAGUUGGCUUCGAAGAAUCCCCUGAGAUAUCCACUGCUAUAUCACAACUACCUCACGCAUCCGGAUGAUGUGAAUGUUUUGAGGGAGGGCGUCAAGGCGGCGGUGGCCAUGGGAGAAACUGAGGCGAUGAAGAGAUUUGGCGCGAGAUUCUGGAGCAAACCUUUGCCGAAUUGCAAGCACCUGACUCUGUUUACCGAUGAGUAUUGGAACUGCUUCAUUAGGCAGUAUACGAUGACGAUUUACCACAUGAGUGGCACGGCCAAGAUGGGUCCACCUUCGGAUCCCUGGGCUGUGGUGGAUCCCCAGCUGAGGGUUUAUGGCAUUCCCGGUUUGAGGGUCAUCGAUGCCAGCAUUAUGCCGGCGAUUACGAAUGGCAAUAUCCACGCACCCGUCGUGAUGAUUGGGGAAAAGGGUGCCGACAUGAUCAAGCAACUCUGGUUGACCCCAACGACGGGACCUUCGGCGGGCGGAGGUCAAGGUCAGGGUGCAAACCCCCCGCCACCUCGAACCCAGUGGCGUAGUAGAAGAUCGUUAAACGCCACGGAAACAUUCAGUGAAAAUGCGGAUGUUGGAAUAUCACCAGUGCUUCAAUGGCCUCUGCCAAGGUCAUAGUGAUUUAUACGAGGGGGGUUAUUUGUUCUAGGGGGUCAGCGAGGGGUCAAAUGGGGGUCUGUGUUUCACUGGGGGGUUAGCACAAGUUUCCGCCUUCGAAAUAAAUUUAAUUUAUUAAGCUUUACUUGCUUCUUAUUCCUAAUGUCUUGCACUCUUCAGACAAAAAACAAACAAAAAAUAUAUUUUACGAGUAGAUAUUAUCUCCUAAACAAAACCCCUGACCCCUCCACCCAUGACCUUAGUCACUUAAGCGCUUCAUGUAAAUAUCGAGUCAUUUAUGCUAAUUCUUACAUUUUUUUUAAAUAUCGCUCGUCUGUUUGUGUGUGUCUAAUCCAAAUGUGUAUUUUUUUGACUUUACUUUAAUUGUUUGUUUGACGCCGCGUACACUUGGAGUACCUCAAUUAGUCCAUAAGUCGAAGAUUACGAUUACGAUGCAAAUGUUUGAUUAGUUCUUAAAUGUAAACGAACUCAAUAAAUCGAAUAACGACAAAUAUUA
Messenger RNA from Drosophila ficusphila, 3081 nucleotides. Its product is annotated as glucose dehydrogenase [FAD, quinone]. The record is from RefSeq and is a predicted model, not a curated record. The transcript is spliced from 4 exons. Gene Ontology annotation, molecular function: oxidoreductase activity, acting on CH-OH group of donors; flavin adenine dinucleotide binding. Lineage: Eukaryota; Metazoa; Arthropoda; Insecta; Diptera; Drosophilidae. Bases 441 to 2585 code for a protein of 714 amino acids.